UAUUCAUCUUUGGAUAGCUCGUGCAAGCCAAAGAACAGAAAACAAAAACACGAGCGAUACCUCACUCGCAAGUUGAUCCGCUCUCGUUUCUCCUGCCGUUGGGUGUUGCUAUUAUGGCCACGGCAUUCGUUCACAGCUCCUGCAACACCGUCUCCGGCAGCAAUCCACAGCGUCGCCUCCUCAGAGAAUCCCCCGCCGCCUCCACCUCGACCACCAGGCGCCGGUCCAGAGUCAACCUAGCCUCCGUCGCCCGCACGCUCUUCUCCCUCAUAAACGCCGGACGAGUCCGAGAAGCUGCGUCUUUGUUCGAGAGCACCGAGAAGCCCGACACGUUCCUGUGGAACCUCAUGAUCAGGGGGUACGCCAACGCCGAGCUCUACGAAGAAGCCGUCUAUGUUUACCGCCGAAUGCAGGACGCGGGCGUCUGGGCGGAUCAUUUCACCUUCCCCUUCGUGAUCAAAUCCUUCGCCAACUCGUCAUCGUACGAUGACGGGCUGAGGGUCCAUGCCAAGAUCAUCAAGGUUGGGUUGGAUUCAGAUCUUUUCAUCUGCAAUUCGCUCGUAACGAUGUAUUCCAAGUUUGGGCUCCUCAGCGCUGCCGAGAGGGUGUUCUACGAAAUGCCUGAAAGGGAUGACGUGUCAUGGAAUUCGCUGGUCGAUGGUUAUGUUUCGAAUGGAGAAGGCUGGAGGUCUUUGGUGUGCAUCAAACAGAUGCAAGAGGCUUUUGGCAUGAAGCUUGAUUGGUUCGCUAUCACGAGUGCUCUGGCAGCCUGUUCUCUGGAGCUGUGUUUGGAGCAAGGGAAGGAGAUCCAUUGCCAUGUCAUAAGGAAUGGGCUAGAGCCUGAUAUCAAGCUCCAGACUGCUCUUCUAGACAUGUACUGCAAAAAUGGAGACAUGGUCUAUGCCGAAAGACUAUUCACCUCAAUGUCUCGGAGAAACGUCGUAACUUGGAACGCCUUGAUUGGCGGGUAUGUGCUGAAUGAUGAACCACUGCGGGCAUUUGCUAGCGCCAUCAAAAUGCAAGACAAUUACAUGAUUCCAGAUACAAUCACACUGGUGAAUCUCCUACCUGCGUGUGCGGAACUGAGAAGCAUGGAUCAUGGAAAGGCGAUUCACACAUUAGCAAUUAGAAAAGGGUUCCUUCCUCAUCUGAUCCUUGAGACCGCCUUGAUGGAUAUGUAUGCGAAAUGCGGAGAUCUGAAGCCCUCAGAAUUGUUAUUCGAAAAGAUGACUGAGAAGAGCUUGGUAUCAUGGAAUGCCAUGAUCGCGGCCUACGUACAAAAUGGGAGGAACUUAGAAGCACUGCAGCUCUUUCUCCACCUUCAGGAAGGGCCUCUAGGACCAGAUGUCUUCACCAUUUCAAGCAUCAUCCCUGCCUGUGCCGAGCUAGCAUCACUACAGCAAGGAAAGCAAAUUCACAGCUAUGUCUUGAGGGCUGGGUAUGGAAGUGACUCUGUGGUGCUGAAUUCCAUCGUAGACAUGUAUGCAAGAUGUGGUGAUCUGAACAUCUCAAGGCAAGUGUUUGAUAGAAUGAGGUGCAGGGACCUGGUCUCAUGGAAUAUACUCAUCAUGGGUUAUGCUAUUCAUGGACACGGGAAAGCUGCAUUAGAACUGUUCUCUGCUAUGAAGGACACCGGAUUGAAGCCUAACCAGAGUACAUUUACAUCGGUGUUAGCUGCUUGCAGCAUAACUGGCUUAUCCGACGAAGGUUGGCUGCACUUUGAUUCUAUGCAACAAGAAUACGGCAUGUCUCCUGAGAUUGAGCAUUAUGGAUGCAUGGUUGAUCUCCUUGGACGGACAGGAGAUCUGAGAGCAGCAAUAGACUUCAUAAACAAAAUGCCAUUAGUUCCUACCGCAAGAAUAUGGGGAUCACUUUUAACCGCAGGUAGGAACAACAGGAACAUCGAAGUAGCAGAGUUUGCAGCAGAACAAAUCUUACGAUUGGAACAUGACAACACUGGUUGUUAUGUCCUGCUCUCGAGCAUGUAUGCUGAUGCCGGGAAAUGGGAAGAUGUGGACAGGGUGAUGUCUCUUAUGAGGCAGAAGGGGCUCAACAGGACAGCAGCAAGAAGCCUGGUCGAGUUUGAUGGAAAAACGUGCAGUUUUGUUAAUGGAGACAAAUCGCAUGCUCAAAGCAAUAAGAUUCAUCAAGUGUCGAGUGUUCUUUCAAGAAAGAUUGAAGAAGCUGCUUGUGAUCCUGGUGCCAUAUUUGACCCAAUUGAUGCAGUAAUGAAGAGAGCAAAUUCGCCGAACAGGCACAGCUUAAGGCUAGCAGUUAUAUUUAGAUUGAUAUCGUCAACAGUUGGAAGCCCUGUCUUAGUGAAGAAGAAUGUCCGAAUAUGUAAUCAUUGCCACCAUGCAGUCAAGCUGAUAUCUGGUUUUAGCGGACGAGAAAUUAUUGUUGGUGACACAAAGAUCUAUCAUCACUUCUCCAAUGGCACAUGUAGUUGUGGUGAUUAUUGGUGACCUCAAUCACGACAUAUAUAUAGUAAAGAUAAAUCGAGUGCACUAAGGCAUGAUGUAUACAGUACAAGUUAGCAUGUAUGUAAAUAACGAAGAUGGAGGUGACAUGCUAUUUAAAGGAACCGAAAACUUGUCUCAGACAGAAGCUGUGAUAAUAACUUGUAUUUGCAGCCGCCUGCAGUUGUUUAUACACAGUGAGGGAGACAAUCGAAGUGCCGCUUUUGUCAGUUUUCAAUACAAAAUUUGCAUCUAA
Musa acuminata AAA Group (dessert banana) is the source of this 2715-nucleotide messenger RNA. RefSeq names its product pentatricopeptide repeat-containing protein At4g35130, chloroplastic-like. Lineage: Eukaryota; Viridiplantae; Streptophyta; Magnoliopsida; Zingiberales; Musaceae. Gene Ontology annotation, molecular function: zinc ion binding; protein binding. Bases 114 to 2465 code for a protein of 783 amino acids. The transcript has a single exon. The record is from RefSeq and is a predicted model, not a curated record.